AAUGAAACAUUUAAAUUAAUAAAAAGAAGGUCUGAUUAAAUACAGCUUAUUCACAUUCCGGAUAGAUAGGGAUUCAUCCACUCACUUCACAAUAUGGGUCAUACCAGCUCAGGUUUUAUAUUUGGAUAUUAUUUUUAUUUUCUUCUGCUUCUUGGCGUCUGCAACUCACAAGAUAUACCAACCACUGUUAUCGGAUCGUGUGGUGGAAGAAUAACGGGUUCAAGCAGCGGAUAUAUUGCUAGUCCCGGAUAUCCGUCAGAAAACUAUCCGGACAGUUCAAAUUGCUCCUAUUUAAUCGAAGCUGAUGAAGGAAAUAUCAUCACGUAUCGAACAUUAUUACUCGACUUAGAAGCGAGAGAUGCACAAGCAGAUGAAUGUUAUGACUACGUUCAACUAUAUGAUGGCGAUAUUUUGCUCGGAUCUGCAUUAAAUUCUGGAUCUUAUUGCGGAAAUGAUAAAAUACCACUCAAUGCAACAACUGGUAACACUUUAAGAAUUGAAUUUAUUUCCGAUGAAAUAACAAAUGGCAAGGGAUUUGUAAUACAAUGGACUGCACUGAAUCCUGCUGACAGGACACCAACACUGGAUUGCAAUUUUGACGGAGCUACGCCACUUUGUCCAGGAUGGACACAAAGUACCGAAGAUUUGGGAGACUGGCAAUUUUCACGAACAAAAACAGCUACAAGUCUCACUGGUCCAUCGGAAGAUCAUACGGAAGACACAACAGAUGGACGAUAUGCCUAUAUAGAAGCCUCUGACAUGGAUGAGGGAGAGGAAGCUAUUAUAAUUUCGCCUAAAAUUGAGAAGAGUGAUUCCAAAUAUUGCUUGUCGUUUUGGUAUCACAUGUUUGGGAGUGGAACUGGACAGCUUGCUGUUAUAAAAUUGGCUUUCCGGGCGACAAGAGGCAAAUCGUUUUAUUCAGACAUGGCUAUUGAUGACAUCACAAUAUUGUCAGAAGCAUGUGCAUCACAACAAACGACCGAAAGUUCUGUUACUGAAGCAGAAUUCACAACUGACUUUUAUGUAACGACAGCUGAUACUAUAUCAAAUUGUACGGAAGAAGAUUUUAUUUGCUCCGAUGGAUUUGAUUGUAUCAAGAAAGAAUAUGUUUGUGAUGGCGAUCUAGAUUGUUCAGAUGGAAGUGAUGAAUUGAAUUGUCCUGCACCAGCUCGAUGUCCUGAAACAUUUGAAUGGAAAUCCUGCGGAUCAGCAUGCAAUAGAACUUGCGCAGAUGGUGAAGAUGGACCAACCUGUUCGUUGAGAUGUGUUCAACGUUGUGAUUGUCCAUUUGAUGCUCCCGUGUUACACAAUGGCAGAUGUAUCCCGUACGACCAAUGUCCGUCUACUUCAAUACCGCUUGAGGAAGUUCAAAUCGCCUCGCUGGGUGAAAUUACAAAAACGUCAGUAACCGUGACUUUCGAUACCGUGUCUUCCGCUGAAUCUUUUAUCGUCUCUCUUGUCAUUCCUGAUCUCCCGGACUCAGAAAAGAAAACUCAAACUUUGAAUAACGACAGAGCAACUAUUUCUUACACAUUUACGGGUCUUACUCAAGGUACGGAGUAUCAGAUCUUCAUAGAAUCAGUUGCAACAGGAAAAGAAAACGUGCUGUCUUCUGUCCUUCUUACGUUUACCACACUGACUAAUUUGGGACGACUCACGACUACUCCAUCUGAAGAGCAAACUACUGGUUACUACGAAACAACCGAAGCCAUCGACGUAACCGAAAAAGAAACCGCGCCCGCUCCGACUACCACAACAUCUUCUUCUGGAGAUGAAACUACUUUUGCUGGAACAGGAGUUUAUGAAACAACUGAAGAACAAUUUGUAGUAGUUGAAGAUAAAACGACCCAAUCACCACCCACCCCUGCUUCGGAAUCAACAGACGAAACUACGUUUCCUGAUAUUAACGUCACAACAGAUUCUGAAGUCGAAAAAGUUACCACCACCCCAAAAACAACAACAGAAGAAACUUUUAUUGACGAAGAAACAACAGCUGUACUGUAUGAAACUACAGCAGCAGAAGUCAUAGAGGACACUACAGCAGCUCCCAUUGCGACAACAACAACGAUUCCUGUUACUACUAAAAUUUCUGAUGAAGAAACAACUGAAUUUGAUGCAACAACAGAGUUGGUAGACGAAGAGACUACAGCAACAACGACGACUACAACUGUACCUAAUACUACUGAAAUUCCUGACGAGGGAACGACCGAAUUCGAUUUCGAAACGACGGCAGAGGAUGUUGUUGUGGAGACCACAGCAACCGUUCCACCUACGACAACAACAACAACGACUCCUGUCACUACCGAAAGUAUCAAUGAAGAAACGACUGAAUUUGAUGAAACAACGGAAUCUGUGGUGGAGGAAACUACAGCAACAACAACGACUACAAUCACGGCACCCACGACAAACGAAACACCCGAUGAGGCCACGACCGAAUUCGAUUUUGAAACGACGGUAGAUGAUAUUGUUGUGGAGACCACAGCAACCGUCCCUACCUACAACAAACAACGACUCCUGUCACUAACCGAAAGUAUCGAUGAAGAAACGACAGAAUCGGAUGUAACAACAGAAUCUGAGAAAGAUGAAACUACAGCGACAACAACCGUAACUACCACUGAAAUACCCGAGGAGUUAACCACCGAAUUCGAUUUUGAAACGACGGUAGAAGAUAUUGUUGUGGAGACGACAGCAACCGUCCCACCUACGACAACAACAACAACAACAGCGACUCCUGUCACUACCGAAAGUAUCAUUGAAGAAACGACUGAAUCCGAAGAGGAAACUACAGAUUCAACCACUACCACCGUGCCUACGACAACUGAGAUACCUGAUGAGGCCACGACCGAAUCGGAUUUUGAAACGACAGAAAGUGAUGUAGAGGAGACAACAGUUGUUCUCACUACAACAACAACAACGACUCCUGCCACCACCGAUAGUGUCAAUGAAGAAACGACUGUACCUGAUGAAACAACAGAAUCCCCGGUGGAAGAGACAACAGUCACCACAACGACAACAGCGAUUCCACCUACAACUACUGAAAUACCCGAUGAAAUAACUACGUCUACGUCUGAUAUUAAUGACGACACAACAGCAGCAACAACAACAACAUCAACCACAACAGCGACAACAAUUUCUUUGACACAACCAGAUGAAACUACAGAGAAAGAAUUCACAACAAAAAGUAGCCUUACUACCGAAGCGGACGAAACGACACAGACCACCACCACAACUACCCAAGCUACAACAACUACGCCAUCUUCAAUAGAGACGACGGGAAGCGAGUCAGAAACAACUGAAUAUUUUACUUUGCCAGAUGAAGAUAAGAAGACGACGAAAGAAGUUGGAACAACGGCGCAAAGUACAACGACGACUGUUUUGCCUUCUACCACGCUCAAACCGGAAGAAACGAAUAGCUUUUUCAAGACCCUCGAGAUUGGAGAAAGUAUAACAAUCACAAGUGAAGUAUCAGAAUCGGGACAUUACAAUAAAAAUUACACUAAACUUUACAAUUUUGUUGUUGCUGACGAUUACAUAGUUCGAGUCACGUUUACAAAAUUGAAUAUGUAUUGUGACGAUGGAAUUCAUUUCUUCGAUGAAUUUUUCUUCGGAGACGAGUUCAUGAAUGUAUGUGGUUUAGAAGAUCUAAGAAUUCCAAACUAUCGAUUGCCAAUCGUAUAUUCCCACUCUGAAAUGAUGACGAUGGUUUUCCAAACUAAUCAUGAAAACGAAAGCGUGGGCUUUGAAGCUGUUAUCGAUUCCGUUCCUAGUAAUACAUUCCCCAAUGCUGCGUGUGGAACAAAGAUAACCGAUACCUCUGGACAAAUUGCUUCACCAAAUUUCCCUGCUGUAUCUGAAAUGAAAGAUUGCGAAUUUGAGUUUGACUUAUCAGAGAGGCAAUAUGUCGAAUUUAAUACCAACUUCAUCGGUUUGGCACGAAACGAAACCGAAGGUUUGUGCGAAGAUAACACAUUGGUUUUUGUUUCAUCUGACGAAGAAACAAUAGUGAGUUGUGGAAUUAUGCGUUCACCUUUAAUUACGCUCACUGGGAACAUUAAAAUAACAGCAAACACUGUGGGACAACAGCCUGGAUUCUUGAUAUCGUAUGGCGUUAAAGAAUGUUUCGCUGAUGGUCAAAAAUACUCCAAAGUUGCUCGAUCGUGUGAUGAUUCAUGUUCCAAUGAUGUUCAUGUACGAUGCCUGGAAGAAUCAGAAAGAUCUGCAAGAUGUGCUUGUCCGCCAGAAAAACCUAUUUUAUACUUGGGAAGGUGCAUUUCAAUAGACGAAUGUGAAAUACCGUCUACAACAUCAUUUGCUACAGAAGUUACUGAUUAUGCUAUAUCAACAGGCGCACAGUCUUUCGAAACGACUACUAGCAAUGUUUUGCAACAAACACCAGUGCCAGAAACGACACAAGAACUGGUAGUAGAAGCCGUUACUCUAGGAACCACCGUAUCCACUGGCGGCGUUGACGAAAAAUUGGUCGAAGAUACGACAAUAUCAGAACCAAACGUGACGACAGAGUCAGACUUCACCACUGAAGGUUCAGCUGAUAUAGAAGAAAUAACUUCAACAACAUCAACAGUCCAAGUCCCAGAGACUACCGAAUUCAAGACUAUAACUGAUUCAGAUAAAACAACUACACAAUUUACUGCCGUUACUGGAACUCAAAAGCCUGCUGCUACAGCAACAUCUUCUGGCGAUGAUGCAACAACGACCGAUGCACAUGAAACUACUGAAAUUGAAACAACUGAAAGUGAAUUUACCACAGUAGAGUCUGUUACCGAGCCGACGACUACCCAGGCUGCAACAACAGCAACGAUAGUGAAAGAGACCACGGAACCUUCUGAGACAACUGGAUUUGAAACAACGGAAAGUGACUUUACUACAGUUGAAUCAGUUGUUGAGCUGACGACUACUCAGGCUACAACAGCAACAACAACGGCGAAAGAGACCACAGAACCUUUCGAAACAACGGAGAGUGAAUUUACCACAGCUGAAUCAGUUAUUGAGCUGACGACUACUCAGGCUACAACAGCAACAACAACGGCGAAAGAGACCACAGAACCUUUCGAAACAACGGAAAGUGAAUUUACUACAGCUGAAUCAGUUGUUAAGCCAACGACUACCCAAGCUACAACAGCAACAACAGCGAAAGAGACCACAGAACCUUUUGAAACGACUGAAUUUGAAACAACGGAGAGUGAAUUUACUACAGCUGAAUCAGUUAUUGAGCCUACGACUACCCAGGCUACAACAGCAACAACAACGGCGAAAGAGACCACUGAAUCUUCUGAGACAACUGAAUUUGAAACAACACAAAGUGAAUUCACUACAGCGGAAUCAGUUGUUGGAUCUACCACUACCCAAGCUACAACAGCAACAACAGCGAAAGAGACCACGGAACCUUUUGAAACAACGGAGAGUGAAUUUACUACAGCUGAAUCAGUUGUUGAGCCCACGACUACCCAGGUUACAAAAGCAACAACGUUGACAGAGACCACUGAACCUUCUGAAACAACUGGAUUUGAAACAACGGAGAGUGAAUUUACUACAGCUGAAUCAGUUGUUGAUCCGACGACUACCCAGGCCACAACAACGACGGUAGUGAAAGAGACCACGGAACCUUUUGAGACAACGGAGAGUGAAUUCACUACUGCCGAAUCAGUUGUUGAGCCAGCGACUACCCAAGCUACAACUGCAACAACGGCGAAAGAGACCACGGAACCUUUUGAAACAACGGAGAGUGAAUUUACUACAGCUGAAUCAGUUGUUGAGCCAACGACUACCCAGGCUACAACAACAACCAUAGCGAAAAAGACCACGGAACCUUUUGAAACGACUGAAUUUGAAACAACGGAGAGUGAAUUCACUACAGCUGAAUCAGUUGUUGAGCCUACGACUACCCAGGCUAAAACAGCAACAACAACGGCGAAAGAGACCACGGAACCUUCUGAGACAACUGAAUUUGAAACAACACAAAGUGAAUUCACUACAGCGGAAUCAGUUGUUGUAUCUACCACUCCUUCUACCCAGGCUACAACAACAACAACACCGAAAGAGACCACGGAACCUUUUGAAACGACUGAAUUUGAAACAACGGAGAGUGAAUUUACUACAGCUGAAUCAGUUGUUGAGCCGACGACUACCCAGGCCACAACAACGACGGUAGUGAAAGAGACCACCGAAUCUGUUGAAACGACUAAAUUAGAAACCACAGAAAGCUACAUUACCAGCCCUGAAAGCAGUACGCCCGUUACUACCACUCAGUCAAAGGCCACAACUACACAGCCUAACGUUGGAGUUGUAGGUCCAACUACGAUGAAAUUGGAAGAAACCACUCAAUUGGAUUCUACUACGGAAGGGGCUACCAUGAAAUCUACCAAGAAUACAUACCCGUUCAACGAAUUUGCUAUUGUCAGCACAACGCACAAUGAAGUUUGCUUCCAGUUCGAAAGUCUAUAUGUCCGGGUCUAUCUCGUCUUUUACUUUCCAGAGCAAGGGGGUGAUGUGCAGUUAGUCGAAAUAAAUAGCUCACCGGAUACAAAGAUAUAUAAAAAAUGUAUCGAUUCACUCACACCAGAUACUGCAUACAAAUUGCAAGUAGGAUAUGAUGAAGCAGGAACAUAUGUGCAUCACACCGUCAUAUUUUCAACACUUAAAAAAUUCGAAGUUGAAACUGCCAUGGUAUUGAACAAUAUGGCGUGCAUCAAGUUGGCGAAUACGACAAAAAAUAGGACGUAUGAAAUUGAAAUCACGGUCACCAAUUCAAGUGACGUCAUCCGAAAGGAAACAGUAAUUUCGAAGAAUCAUCAUAUAAAUAAAUGUUUUUACAACUUGGAACCUGGUGCAAGUUACACUUUUGCAACGUAUAUGGCCACCGAUAACGGUUCUUCUUCUAUGGGUAGUGUGCACUUCCAAACAAAAGCCACCACAAAAACUGUACAAAUAUACGAACAAACACAAGAAAAUAAAGAGUGGAGAGAAAGAUAUUAUACUUGGAGGUCGAGUUUUAAAGACUGGUUUGAUUAUUUCAAUGAAUAUAUGUACGAUAUUGGAGCGACAUUUACGGAUGAUACGAAUUGUCCGGUGCAAUUACAUAAGCCACCAUGUAAAGAUGGACAAUUGACACCGAUAACAGAUGCUAAUGGAUGUUUUCUGUUGCUAUGCAAGUCAUCAGACUAUGAAGGUGAAUUUACGGACGAAGAUAUUCUAGGUUGGGAAGAAGAAUACAAACUAUUUUCUGAUUAUUUCAUGCCGCAAUGGGAAAAAGUUUUCAAACAAUACACUGCCCAACUUAUAGACGACGAAAAAGACGUCUGAUAUAUCUAGCAAUUACUUCCAACACUAAAAAAGCCAAAACAUGUUCGCAAAACAUCUCAAAGACGUCUGUUGCCAAAACUGCGAACAUUGGAUAUGUCCAGCGUUACACAACAGUGCCGUUAUGUGCUGAAAUUUAAUUUUGUUUAUAUCAUUUUAUUAGAAACUAUUUGCUAUAACUUUGACUACAGAAAUAUUAUUUGCACUAGAAGCCAUCAGUUGGCCAUUUUUGUGAGAUAGAUUGUUUUCCAACGACUUAAUGAAGAUUUAACAUGAGAUAUCCGCAAGGUUUGGUAUUAGGGGUAAGAUGGCGUGAAUACCAGUCUAUACCAUUGCAAAGUGGGAAAUUUCUGAAAAUGAAUUAGGCCAUAAAACAAACGAUUUCAAUUGAGUACCAAAUAUUUAUACCGAGUAGUGUUUACACGAAUCACAGUAGUUUAGAUAGUAGCAGUUAUUAGGUUAUCGUAAAACUGUUCGGCCAGUUGGGUAAUUCCAUCUGAGCCGCCUGAUGCUGCCACAACCAAACUAAAACCUAAUUUUGAUGUUUUAUCUAAAAAAUAUCUUAAGGCAUUUGGGAGAUUGCGAUUAUGUUUAGUUUUGGCACGAGGCUUAUUGUUUUCCACUUUUGCUUUCGCAACACUAAAUAUUGUUCAUAAAAUGUAACUUGUUACGUCACACUUACAUGGCCCGCUAGUGUAGGGGGCCAAAAUUUUUGGCCCCUGGUCCAAAAACCUUGCCCACCCCUGUAGUGUAAAAUGUUCUUGCCGCUGAACUUUGAAUGUCUUGCACCCAACCUUGGAUAUGCAGAAAAUUCGCAUUUACAAAAAAUUAGGUUUUUCUUUUAGAACAAAUUCGACACAAUUGGGGACAAUAUUCACAUAUGGAUUGGUUUUUCAAAAUGCUCCUAGUUGUUAAAAGCAGUUCUUUUACCAUUGAAUGGAAUUUUGUUUAUAUUGCGGAUAGUCAUUUUAUCUUUGUGUCCAUGUAUUUGUGCUUUCUCUCUUGUUUUUUUGAAAUAAUACCUUUAAAUAGAACAGUGUUUGCGUGAUGUGAUUGCGUACAUGAUGUAUAAGCUGAGACCAAUACUUUCAUGCAAACUAGCUAUUUUUCAAUAUUAAAGUAUUACAACUAACUGCACCAGCUUAUUUUUAUUAUUAAUAUGCAACUUCACAAUGUUCUUUUACUGAAGUGAAUCCAUUACGCCAUUUGUUGUUCCAUUUAUCAUGGAACAUGUUAUAAAACAAGCGUUGAGCGCUCGUUGGGCAGAAAACAUUGAA
Molecule: messenger RNA, 8594 nt
Organism: Styela clava
Lineage: Eukaryota; Metazoa; Chordata; Ascidiacea; Stolidobranchia; Styelidae
Source: RefSeq, a predicted model, not a curated record